AUGUCUAAUACCUUUGCUAUUCACCGAGCCUUAACUUACGCUUGGCUGUGGACAGUCGCCGUCAUACUUCUGGGACUUACUGGCUACAGAAUUCAUGUAACGGAAGGCUACGAAGAGAACUUUUAUGAACCCAUCAUUGUUGAAUUACUAGUUUCUGCCUGCCUGGCUAUCAUUUGGGCACCCAUCGCUGGUCACCUCGUCCUCCGGAAUCACAGCGCCUCAAAAACCAGCCCCCAAUUUCUCUCAGAGAUGGCAGGAAACUUUGUUUUAUGGGUAAUGUGGCUCGUCGGCGCUGUCGACACCACUAACCGAAUUAUCCCCGGAAAGAAUUGGUGCGGCCCAGGCAAGCAAUGCAGAAUCUUGACUGCAAUCCUAGCAUUCUCCUGGAUCGGCUGGUCCUUCUUGACCAUCAUCGGUGCCAUGGGCCUUAUGUACUAUGCAUACUACUCCGCGCAACCUGCACCUGUCAAGGAAAAACCUUCCAGCGCAUAAAUGGUUUACGACG
Molecule: messenger RNA, 505 nt
Organism: Guyanagaster necrorhizus
Lineage: Eukaryota; Fungi; Basidiomycota; Agaricomycetes; Agaricales; Physalacriaceae
Exons: 5
Coding region: 1-492 (163 amino acids)
Source: RefSeq, a predicted model, not a curated record